This is a messenger RNA of Sceloporus undulatus (fence lizard), 1879 nucleotides long. Its product is annotated as putative protein PTGES3L. The record is from RefSeq and is a predicted model, not a curated record. Gene Ontology annotation, molecular function: alanine-tRNA ligase activity; Hsp90 protein binding; ATP binding. NCBI's taxonomy places the organism in Eukaryota, Metazoa, Chordata, Lepidosauria, Squamata, Phrynosomatidae. Gene Ontology annotation, biological process: chaperone-mediated protein complex assembly; protein folding; regulation of translational fidelity. Gene Ontology annotation, cellular component: cytosol; nucleus. The coding region runs from base 21 to 1772 and encodes 583 amino acids. The transcript has 17 exons.
GCCUCCAGGGGCAGCCAGUGAUGGACAGAGACAGCCGGACAAGGGGGCUGGCUCUAGGGCUGGCUCCACCCGGGCAAAGGGGGCUCCAAAUAAACCAGCUGCCUUGCUCUCCUUUCCUAAGGAGGGGCUAUCUCAGCUGCAGCAGCCAUGGCAAGGCAGCCAAAACUUUGUGGUAUGACCGCCCACGCUAUGUAUUUUUAGAGUUCUGUGUGGAGGACAGUGUGGAUGUGAAAGUGGACCUUGACGAUUACAAGGUGGUGUUCAGCUGUAAGAAUGCUGAUGGUGUGGAGUUGUACAACGAGAUUCACUUUUAUGCCCGGGUGAAUUCUAAGGAUUCUCAGAAUAAGCGCUCUGGCAGAUCAAUCACUCUCUUUGCACGUAAGUGGAAGGAAAAAGUGGCCUGGCCACGUCUGACCAAGGAGGACAUAAAGCCAGCAUGGCUUUCUGUGGAUUUUGAUAAUUGGCGGGACUGGGAAGGAGAUGAGGAGGUGGAGGCAGCCAUGGUGGAGCAGUAUGCAGAGCUCAUGCAGAAGGUCACACCAAAGAGGGAGCCUCCUGCAAUGGAUGAUCUUGAUUUUACAACAUGGGUGGUUUCCUGCUGCCCUGCAGAAUUAUCCAUAGAAACUGGUGGAAAGAAGGAGAGACUGCAGGGAUACCAUGUCAUCUUGGAGGACACAAUUCUUUUCCCAGAGGGUGGAGGACAGCCUGAUGACCGGGGACUCAUUAAUGACAUCCCAGUGCUUAGAGUCACCCGACAAGGCCCAGAUGCUUUGCACUUCAUCCAGACACCCCUUGAGCCUGGGAGUGAAGUGCAGCUAGUGUUGGAUUGGGACCGACGGUUUGACCACAUGCAGCAGCAUUCAGGGCAACAUCUUAUCACAGCACUUGCAGAUCUUAUGUUUGGAUUCAAGACAACAUCAUGGGAGUUGGGCCGCCAGCGAAGCACCAUUGAACUGGACACCUCCUCCAUGACAUCAGAACAGAUGGCUACCCUUGAGCAGAGUGUGAAUGACAAAAUCCGUGCUCGUGUCCCAAUGGUGGUGCGAGAAUUAGCGGUGGGCGACCCUGAAGUUGAGAUGGUGAGGAGCCGAGGACUGCCAGAUGACCACACUGGACCUGUUAGGAUAAUAAGCAUUGAAGGCAUUGAUGCUAAUAUGUGUUGUGGCACACAUGUUUCCAACCUCAGUGACCUGCAGGUUAUUAAACUCUUGGGAACUGAAAAGGGGAAAAAGAACAAGACCAACUUAAUUUUCCUUGCUGGGAAUCGAGUGCUGAAAACUCUGGAGAGAAAUCAUGCCACCGAGAAGGCCCUGACAUCACUGCUUAAGAAUGGCCCUGAAGAGCACGUGGAAUCUGUGAAGAGGCUGCAGAAUUCCUUGAAGCUGCUUCAGAAGAACAACUUGAACCUACUGAGAGAUUUGGCUGUCCUUACUGCACAGAGCUUCAAAAACAACAUGGCUCAGGAACCAGUGUUUAUAUUACACAGGAAAGAUGGUGACUCUGAAUUCAUGAAUAUCAUUGUGAAUGAAAUUGGCACUGAGAAAACCCUUGUUUUCCUAUCUGUGGGAGAUGAAAAAGCAGCUGGGCUUUUCCUGCUUGCAGGACCUCCAGAAACAGUGGAGAAACUAGGCCCCAGGGUGGCCGAACUGCUGGAAGGAAAAGGAGCAGGGAAGUGUGGUCGCUACCAGGGCAAAGCCACACGGAUGAGCCGGCGAGUAGAAGUGGAGGCCCUCCUCCGGAGGUUUAUCAGCGAACAGAGGAUAGAGCCAUGAUGGAGGGCUAGGGACAAAUGGAGUGGUAACGAUAACACUAGGAGGGGAGAAGUUUGGUCAGUUUUCCACAAGGACUAUCAAGUACUGUAAUACAAAAAAAAACUCUU